This is a messenger RNA of Calliphora vicina (urban bluebottle blowfly), 2759 nucleotides long. Its product is annotated as glutamine--fructose-6-phosphate aminotransferase [isomerizing] 2-like. Lineage: Eukaryota; Metazoa; Arthropoda; Insecta; Diptera; Calliphoridae. The coding region runs from base 88 to 2133 and encodes 681 amino acids. The record is from RefSeq and is a predicted model, not a curated record. The transcript has a single exon. Gene Ontology annotation, molecular function: carbohydrate derivative binding; L-glutamine:D-fructose-6-phosphate transaminase (isomerizing) activity. Gene Ontology annotation, biological process: carbohydrate derivative biosynthetic process; fructose 6-phosphate metabolic process; protein N-linked glycosylation.
AUUUAUAAUUUUCGGAGAGAGAGCUACAAGAAAAGUAAAUAAAUAUUGUUAUAAUAUACAGAAAACACUUGAAUAAUUAUUUGAAAAAUGUGUGGUAUAUUUGCUUAUCUUAAUUACUUGACACCAAAAACACGUCAUGAAGUGUUAGAUUUGUUGGUCAAUGGUUUAAAGCGUUUGGAGUACAGAGGUUACGAUUCGACUGGUGUGGCCAUAGAUGCCAUUGGUGAUCACAAUGACAUUAUGAUGGUCAAGAGAAGUGGCAAAGUAAAGGUUUUAGAAGAUGCAAUCAAUGAACUGUGUGCCGCCGAAGAUUAUUCAGCGCCCUUGAAUACGCAUGUUGGUAUUGCGCACACCAGAUGGGCCACCCAUGGUGUGCCUUCCGAAGUCAAUUCACAUCCUCAACGUUCUGAUAUGGACAAUAGUUUUGUGGUGGUCCACAAUGGCAUUAUAACUAAUUACAAGGAUGUAAAAACUUUGCUGGAGAAGAGGGGUUACAUAUUUGAGUCUGAAACCGAUACUGAAGUCAUAGCCAAAUUGGUUCAUCAUUUGUGGCAACAACAUCCUUCGUACACGUUCCGUGAACUGGUAGAACAGACCAUACAACAGCUGGAGGGUGCCUUUGCUAUAGCCUUUAAGUCACGACACUUUCCUGGUGAAUGUGUUGCUUCUCGUCGUGGCUCCCCUUUGUUGGUGGGCAUAAAAACCAAAACCCGUUUGGCCACCGAUCACAUUCCCAUACUGUAUGCCAAAGACCAUCGUCCCAUGGGUCAUGGUGGACUGCAACCUGUAUUGCCUUUAGUGUCACGCACGGAGAGUCAUUCGGAAUUUAUGCCUUUAGAAGAUACAGAAGUGGAAUAUUUCUUUGCCUCUGAUGCCUCAGCCAUAAUUGAGCAUACAAAUCGUGUUAUUUACUUGGAAGAUGAUGAUGUGGCUGCCGUUAAGGAUGGCGCAUUAAGUAUACAUCGUUUAAAACGUUGUUUAGAUGAUCCACAUGCUCGUGAAAUUACCACCCUAAAGACGGAAAUACAGCAGAUAAUGAAGGGCAACUAUGACUACUUUAUGUUGAAAGAAAUUUAUGAACAACCCGAGUCAGUGGUGAAUACCAUGAGGGGUAGAGUACGUUUCGACAAUCACACAAUAGUCUUGGGUGGAAUUAAGGAGUAUAUACCGGAAAUUAAAAGAUGUAGACGUUUGAUGCUGAUUGGUUGUGGCACCUCAUAUCAUAGUGCAGUGGCUACUAGACAGCUUUUAGAAGAAUUGACCGAACUUCCCGUAAUGGUGGAAUUGGCAUCUGAUUUCUUGGAUCGUCACACACCCAUAUUUCGCGAUGAUGUAUGUUUCUUUAUUUCUCAGUCCGGCGAAACAGCAGAUACUCUAAUGGCUUUGAGGUAUUGUAAGCAGCGUGGUGCCUUAAUUGUAGGCAUAACUAAUACAGUUGGUAGUAGUAUAUGUCGGGAAUCUCAUUGUGGCGUUCAUAUUAAUGCAGGUCCAGAAAUUGGUGUAGCUUCCACUAAGGCGUAUACCUCACAAUUCAUAUCCCUAGUGAUGUUUGGAUUGGUAAUGUCGGAAGAUCGCCUGUCACUACAACAAAGAAGACAAGAAAUAAUAACAGGUCUCUCAAAUUUAGCUGAACAAACUCGAGAUGUUCUGAAGCUUGACUCUAAGAUUCAAGAAUUGGCCAAAGACUUGUACCAGCAUAAAUCUCUUCUAAUAAUGGGACGUGGCUACAAUUUUGCCACCUGUCUGGAAGGUGCCUUAAAAGUUAAAGAACUUACGUAUAUGCAUAGUGAAGGUAUAUUGGCUGGUGAACUAAAACAUGGUCCCUUGGCUUUGGUGGACGAUGAGAUGCCAGUAUUGAUGAUUGUCUUACGUGAUCCGGUUUAUGUGAAGUGUAUGAAUGCCUUGCAACAGGUGACCUCUCGCAAAGGCCGCCCUAUUAUCAUCUGCGAGGAAGGUGAUGAAGAGACUAAAUCGUUUUCUUCACGCAGUUUAGAAAUACCACGAACCGUUGAUUGUCUUCAAGGUAUUUUGACAGUCAUACCUAUGCAAUUGUUGUCAUAUCACAUUGCAGUCUUAAGAGGAUGCGAUGUUGAUUGUCCGCGUAAUCUUGCCAAAUCUGUAACAGUAGAAUAGAAAGGAAAAGUGAUUUUUUUGAUAUGCUAUUCCAAAAAUAAAUAAUCUAACAUACAUAGUUCUUAAAAGUUCAACACAAAGUUAAAUAAGUUUUAUUGCAUUUUCAAUAUUUAAUUUACAUAAACGUUGUAUUUAUAUUUUAUUAUGGCCAUAAAAGAAACUUUCUAAAAUUAUGAAUAAUAUCAAACAAACCAAAAUUAAAGAUUUAAAUAUAAUCGACUUAAAGAACCGUGGCCUGGGCGAAAGUUAAGUUGUGCCUUUAGUUAUCAACUCCUACAGAGUUACAUUUCCCUUUUGUAUUACUUAUUAUAUAGCAAUUGUAUCUGGUAUGUUUUUGCUACUACAUAUUUUUUAAUUCCUUUAGAAAGUUUUUUAUUUUAUCUUCCUAUUUUUUAAUCUUUAUUGUUAUGUCUAUAUCAUUAUUGUUCAUACAUGAUUUGUAUGGUUUUAUAUUCAAAAUUAUUUUAUGUAUUUUUCCAAAAUCUGUGCAAUUCUACAAUUCUAUUGUAGUUAUUAACUAAACUAUUUCUUUCAUAUAACGCCAUUUUAUAUAGUAAAAUAUUUUCAUUUUAUUACUACAUAUUUUUAAUCACUUGACUUAGUAAAAAAUAAAACAAAAAUAUAUA